AUGGAAUUUCGACUUUCUAGAGCUGAUAACUCGUUAUUCAUUCGUGGAACAAAGCAUGAUAUCACAUAUGUUGCUGUGUAUGUUGAUGAUAUUCUUGUCACGGGGUCUUCUGAAAAAUAUGUUAACGAGGUUAAGAAGCAGCUACAUGACAGGUUCUCGUUAAAGGAUCUCGGGCUUCUUCACUAUUUUUUGGGCUUUGAAGCUGUUUAUACAUCAACUGGAAUGUUUUUGAGUCAAAAGAAGUAUGUGCAGGAGCUAUUGACCAAGUUUAAUGUUCAUGCUAAACCAGUGGACACACUCUUGCCUAUUACACCCAAGCUGAGUUCAGAAAAUGCAGGAGCUCCAGUCAAUGCUCAACAAUAUCGAAGUGCAAUUGGUGCACUAUUGUAUGUGUGUCAUACUAGACCAGACAUUGCUUUUGCGGUUCACAAGGUAGCACAGUUUAUGCAGUCCCCUUGUGAAGCUCAUUGGACAGGAGUUAAAUGCAUUCUACGUUACCUAAAAGAUUGGGGUAGUGAUACCGAUGAUAGGCGAUCAGUUUCCGGGUAUUGUGUUUACCUAGGCAGUCAUUUGUUGUCAUGGAGUUCACGCAAGCAAAGGUCAGUGUCCCGAUCAACAGUUGAGGCGGAAUAUAGAAUCCUUGUUGAUACAACUACUGAGGUUCUGUGGGUUAAAGCAGUUCUAGAUGAUAUGAAUAUUGAACUGUUUCAAGCUCCGGUUAUAUGGUGUGAUAAUACCAGCACCGUAACCAUGGUUGCUAAUCCAGUCUUGCAUGCUAAAGUUAAACAUGUGGAUCUUGAUGUUCAUUUUGUCAGGGAGAAGGUCAUGAACCAGCAACUAAUAGUCAAUUAUGUUCCUACAAAUUGUCAAAUUACGGAUGUAUUAACCAAGCCAUUAGUUACAACUCGAUUUCAGGAAUUAUGCCAAAAGCUUAAUGUUUUCUCGCUGCAGAGGCUUCAGCUACACAAGAAUCAAGCGGUUAAGCCAGCUUUCCUUUUUUGGGUUAAACUAUCAGUGUUAAUCCAUGAAGGAGGCAAUCAGUGUGGCUAUAUUGACAGAAUCGACCCUGAAAGUUUCAAAGCUUGUGUUCCCCUCGUCACUCACAAUAACUUGGAGUCUUAUAUUCAAACGAAUUGUUGA
Molecule: messenger RNA, 1140 nt
Organism: Hibiscus syriacus
Lineage: Eukaryota; Viridiplantae; Streptophyta; Magnoliopsida; Malvales; Malvaceae
Exons: 4
Coding region: 1-1140 (379 amino acids)
Source: RefSeq, a predicted model, not a curated record